Messenger RNA from Orbicella faveolata, 5633 nucleotides. RefSeq lists its product as uncharacterized. Gene Ontology annotation, molecular function: RNA polymerase II cis-regulatory region sequence-specific DNA binding; RNA polymerase III type 3 promoter sequence-specific DNA binding. The record is from RefSeq and is a predicted model, not a curated record. Gene Ontology annotation, biological process: snRNA transcription by RNA polymerase II; snRNA transcription by RNA polymerase III. NCBI's taxonomy places the organism in Eukaryota, Metazoa, Cnidaria, Anthozoa, Scleractinia, Merulinidae. Gene Ontology annotation, cellular component: snRNA-activating protein complex.
UAGUAGCGUAGCCAAUCAAAAUGCAGGAUUUGCAUUAGUCCACUAGUUGGGUGAUACUAAAUACCAAUAGUGGGGUGUCCACAAGGAGAGAGUUGACUCUAUACUGAUCUAUGCAACUUGACCCUGUGUAUGGAUAGUAUAUUUUAACUUUUAUUUCCUUCAUAUUUCUUUCCAUAGGUGUGAUUUCCAAAAACUUACAAGACCAGAAUGUAGAUUAUGUUUCACCUCUUCCAAGCAAAAUAACAAGCCCAGAGCACGUAUUUAAAAAUGAAAAUGUCAGGGAGCAAUCAUCAAUAAGUGGAGGACAAGAAACUCUCUCUAUUCCUGAUGACAACCAUGUACCAGUUUCUGCUAGCCUUUUCCAAGGUCAGCUAUUAAUCGAAAAUAAUUUAUCACCAUCACAAAGCACUGGAAAUGUUUCAUCUGAUGAGUACAUCUUGACUGAAUUACAACCACGGAAUUUUCAACCUCCCACAUGUGUUCCCUCUUUAAGCCAAGGGAAGUACCCACAAAAUGGAAGUUGGUUUGUGGAGUUGAAUGAAUUGAAUGGUCAGAAUGACAUUGAUCAGCAAGAAGGGGAAGACAGCAUUUUUCACGACGGUGAGGAAGAGAUUGACAGUGUCUUGGAGAUGCACAGUGAAAUUCAACAAUGCUUGAGUUUGAAUAGAGAUUACCAGUUGGCAAUACUAGAUGAGCUUGAGAGAAUUGAAAUUGCUUUGGCAAAGAACAGGGAAAAACAGUAUGGAUUACAUCAGAUGAGGGCAAACAAAGAUGAAGGAAAACCUGAACCUCACACGUUAGCCAAGUUUGCCAAUCCAUAUUUCAAAGACACAAGUUCAGUGGGACCUCCAGAUAAUGAGGACACCAAAAUCAAGAGGCAGAGCUGUCAUUUUGAAGGUUACCAAACUUCAUCAAAAUUCUGGAAUCAAAAAGAAAGAAACAGCUUAGCCGAGGGAGUCAGGAUGCAAAAUUUGGAAAACAAACUGUCUCCAGUUCUGCAGAGAAUUCAAAAACUGGAGCUUAAGAAAGAUAAAACUGAGAGUGAAUCACAAGAACUUGAAGAUCUGAAAGCAGAAAGUCUAAGAAUCAAAAAUUUACCUAAAGAGAAACUGGAACGUGACUUAGAAGCUAUUGACUGGGACAGAAUAAGCGGUACCUAUCUGCAAAAACGUUCAGGUUUUCAAUGCCGCUUGCAAUGGUGUAACUUUGGCCACCCUGAUGUCAACCGAAAACCAUGGACUAAAGAGGAGGACAAGAUGUUAAUAAAGCUUGCCAAAGAGCCUGGGAAUACCUGGGAUGUCAUCGCACAAAAACUUCAGACCAAGCGCACUCCCAUUCACUGUUAUGAACGCUACCAGAGAAGCCUGAAUAAAAAUCUUUUAAAGAGCAAGUGGACCCCAGAAGACGAUCAACAGCUGCUUCAAGUGGUGCAGAUAGUUGGGCUCGGCAAUUGGCCAAGAGUGGCUAGUUUCUUGGAAGGCCGGCACGGAGAUCAGUGCUUGCAUCGCUACACACAGACACUGCAGAUGGUGAAGAAAGGCAAAUGGUACGAAGAUGAGGAUAAGCUUCUUAAGAAAGCAGUUGACAAGUAUGGAGCAUGUAAUUGGAACAGGCUGUCUGAGAUGGUUCCUGGACGAUCAGGACCUCAGUGUCGAGAAAGAUGGGUGAAUGCCUUGGAUCCCAACAUAAACAAAGGACCAUGGACUAAAGAAGAUGAUCGGAAGUUGCUGGAAUAUGUUGAAAAAUUUGGAAAAGGAAACUGGUCUAAGAUUGCUCGAGCUAUGGGCGAUCGAACUGAUAAUCAGUGUUGGCGCCGAUGGAUUGUACUCUGCAAGGAUGACUUUUUAUACUAUCGUCAAAAUACCCUGCGCAAGAAAAGAGAGCUGGUGGCCAACUUCACUGGAAGAAGGCAGGAAAGACCGUCACUUGAACCCGAGGAUCUGGACAUUCCAGAUAUUCCAGUUGUGAGGAAACGCAAAGGCCCUGUUCCGCUUCCUAUUGAAGAGUCCCGGGCGAGGCGACGAGCAACCAGGGCCAAAUUCAGGGAGAAGAAACGAGCGGAGAAACGAGAGGCACAGAGGAGAGAAGCUGAAAAAAGACAGGCUGAGGAACAGUCCAACGAAACGGCUCCAAGUGAACAGCAAAGUACGGCGGGUGCUGAGGGUGAGGCUAAAGAUGACGCGAAUGAUGGAGAGGAAGGCUCCUCCGAAUCCAAGAAGAGCCCGCGCAUCAGAAAAGCGGGCGGAAACAGGAACAGAAUUCAGCAGCCUCAUCACCGUGUUCUUAUGAAAAACAAACAGCUCUCCAAACGGAAACGAGUCGCAGAAAAACGAGAAAAACGUCACACCGGAAGUUCGAGCGAAGAAAAGCAGGUCACAGUGACUGGCUCAUUAGGGCCCUUCUCGCUUCUUCUGCAGGCGUUCAGUAUCGAUAUCCCCACGGUUCUUCAAGCCAUUCAAACUACUUCCACAGCAUCAUCCACGUUCACUCCUUCCUCAGAUGCAAAUGGCGCUAGUAACGCUGGGAACAGUCGAGGAGGAGAAGAGAUUAGUUUAGGCGAUCACAGCUCUCAGAGGAACCAGAGUGUCUGUUGUAAUCCCGAGGCCCCCACGGAAACCGAGGCUGAAGUUCAUGACGUCACUUGUAGUAGACAAACAGAACCACAGAACUGCGAGAAAGAGCAGUUAACUAACGAGAAUGAACUUGUUAAAGGAAAGGACGGUCAUAGUGAUAGACAUCAAGCAGCUAAAAAUAUUGAUGCGGAGCCAGCUGUUGACUCACAAGUCUUGAACGAUGCGAGUAACGGUGCCCCAUCUAAUGCGCACGCUCUUGUAAGCACGGACCGAGUUGAAGCUGGAAACGAAUCAACAGCACAGACCCCAACAACAAGCCAGGCCACACGCAGGCGCGCACCAGCAAUUCCUCCUCUUCCACCUUGCCUUACCACCCUAAAAACAUUCAAAUCUCUUCUUCAACUCCGUCCACAUUUGCAGCGAAUAGCCGCCAUGUUGAACACAUCACCUGCACACAGUACAGCGAACACUGUAGCUUAUCAGCUGUCUUCUACAGCGGGCACAGCUGGUAGUCAUAGAAACCAGAUGUCACCAAAUGUCACGUUUAUUAAUGAAAACGACGUUCACGUUAGUUUAAAUGAGUCACGUCGUGGCGUUGUUGAAUCGUCUAAGAACAUUGAUGCAGCAUCCGGGAAAGACGCUGUAAACGAACCACAUAAUGAAACCUGUUUGGAUGAGAUAGUAGCCAACGAUCACGUGGUUUCACGUGGACAUGCACGUGAUACAAAAGGAGGCGGUGAAUCAGGCGAACAGCUGCCUACAUCUACAGGUGCUGUCACGGAGGGUAAGCUAUCGACUGGUCACUCUCGAUUGACUACAGAAGGUCCCCGCACACCAGCAGUUGAUAACAUAGGUUCACAACAGAUCCAAAUUUCUGAACAAGCAGGCCAAGCAAUAUCGUCAUGUAGAGCUUCUGAUAGUGUACAAACUGAUACUGUUCCUGUACCCACCAUAGUAAGCAACGAACAAAUUGACCGUUCACUUGUUCAGAACAGCACUCAAAAAUCUCCUGCAACGGUUGCGCCAGGGAGUCGUUUAAACAACACUUCGUAUCGAAAUUCGUACGAGUACAAAAUGCUCUCUUCGCGAUUCAGCAGCCUAUUCUUGUGGCCGGCUCUACUUUCUAAAAUUCGGGUCAAGGGUUCUUCCCAAAUUGGGCCUGUCUUUGCUGAAAGACAUCCCCCGCCUAGUGGAGGCGGUGGCGAUGGCACUGAAAACGCUACCACUCACAAGCGAAAACCUGCAGCAUUACGUCAAACGGAUGUCAUUAGACGUAAGCGACCUGGUCUAGCUGCAGUGAGAAUGGCUUCCUCAGCAUCGCUUUCGACCCCAGGCCAGCAGAUGUGCAUAGUCGGGCAGGGUUCCGCUAUAAGGAAGGAGACCCCAGCAAGGCAGCCUGAUGACCCGUCGGUUGCUUUUGCAGCCUCUCAGUUGCUGUCAUUACAAGAGACGUCAAGAUCGUUGUCCAUUCCUGCUGCGAGUACUAGUUCAUGUAACACGCGUAGGAGCAAGAGAAAAGGAACUCCCGUGAAGCGAAGUCCCAAUGAAACGCACAGCACUUGUGCAUCUAAAAGAAGCAAGUUUAUUAAAAUUUCGGAUUCUUCGCCUUCUUCCGAAGAGUCUUCGUAUUCUGAGGAUGAUUCUCUUGAUACUGAGUAUUUACCUGUGAAAUCAAAGUACAAUACAGUGAGAACAGGCGCUGCAAUGAAAACUCGCCAAUCUUUACAGAAAAUUCAAAAUUUAGAUGUAAGGGAUGCCAAGUUGCCUCCAGAUAUCCCAGCGACGCCUUCUACCUCAACAGACCAAGUUAGCAACGCCGAUGAAAUCCCGCUCACUCGAGUUGUGAACAGGGGCGAUUCUACCGACGUAUCCCAGCCUUCUUUGUUAGUUGUGCAAGAGGGCACUGAUGUCAGACCAGCUCAAGACGAGGAAACCGCUGGCCAACAGUCAGGCGCAGCUGCUAAUCAGGACUUAUCAAAGAAAAGUCUACUUCACGAGAACAACUCGCCAUCAUGUUCAUCCAAACGGAAAAUUUGCAAACCCGACAAAAAUCGUGGAGCUCGCUGGAGAGCCAUGCUCCCGAACGUCGAUUCUGAAGAAAGCGAUGCGUAGUAAAACACGUAAUCAGCUUGUUAUUAUUUAACGCUGACCAUUAAUUAUUUAAAUACCUUUUUUGGAGAAAAAGUUUGUCUCCGGAGGUCGAUUUAGCUCGUGGGUUUCGCUACAGAGGAUUUCACCUCCAUGAUACCAUACUUGCCUGACAACUGUUGAAAUCAUCGCCCUUCCUUUUUGGUGUCCAUAUCAUGUUUAAUUAAGUUGGGGUCAGUGAAGAUCUGCUUUGACAGUGAUCGUAGUCGUAUGUGCAAUAGUAGAAGCUGUCUUGAAUGUUGUAAGAGGGUGUACGCACUGUAAACUCAUUACUGCGGAUAAACGGUGCAGUCAUUAUAGGGUUCCAGAUAAGUUUUAAAGGUUGGGUGCCAAUAAGGAAUUCCAACGGGUCAAUUCCCAAUGCACCCACCAAAUCGCUAUAAUUUUUUUACUAAUGUAUCGCGUCAUGUAGCUGAUCUUGUCAGGUUCUUGACCUGAGAUUCCUCACUUACCUGGAACACUGCAAUGACUUGGGCUGUUGGUAAAUUACGUUUUCUAAACCAUUUCCUGCCUUUGUCUCGAUUUUUCCUUCAUUCCACUUGGUUUAAGUGCCAGUUAAGGCCGCGCCCACACCACGCCGGAGGAAUUUAAAAACGGACUGAGGUUUCACGCUGAAAACGUGUCAAAUGUUUUCUGUCCACACUACAUCAGGGAAAUUUGAAAACGCAACAAUCAGCGGUCAUUUUGGAUUUGUGUUUGAGUAAAACCCGGGUAGGGAAGUAUCGUGAUUAUCGUAACCUGCCGGAGGAAUUUGAAAAGGGAGCUUUAUUUCUCCGGUUAGGCCCACUGUCCACGCUCAUCCGUCACGAAAACGGAGCUUUUCGAAAACGCUCUUCAAACCCUAAACGCCGAAUGUGCGUUUUGGUCGGGACAGAAAACAUUUUGAAAACGAAGCUUUUCGAAAACGAUGAU